CAACCGAGGCUUGAAGAAACCAAUUGGUAAACAGUUGUUAAUCAACCUGGAAGAACUUCUAGAGUUUUACUCCCCCAAACCUCAAGCACAGAGGUGAAACAACCCCCCACCCUAAUUCCCUGGGGCCCCCUCCUCCCCCCUUGCCUCCGUGCUCAGGGGACGUCACCCAGCAGCGAUGGGACUGGAGGCUGGAGUCUAGGGGCAAAACGAGGGCAGAUCCUAUGAAGAAACUCUGAGAGGAGGCGUAAAAAGUACUGCUCUGCUCAGUGUACAUACCAGCAUAUGAAUAAGUGCUGAGCACAGUGCUGAAGCAGAGUUUCGAGGCAGCAGUUCAUGGGAGCAGUGGAUCUUAUUUGACUUUUUACCUGCACUUUAUGUGCAGCUGACCUGCUGUGCAAGCUGGAAAAAAACGCACUGACACUUCCGACAGCCUGUUUUUUUGGUGUCUGAACCUAGACCCUUCAUAUCCCCGCAGAGUCAUUCUAACAGCAGGUGUCAACAUGUUGGAACAGGUUCUGUCAUUCGGCCGCUCCCUGGUGCGCAGGAAAGUGGUCGACAUGAGCAGCCUGGAGGACUCAAAGCUGUGCCGCUGCCUAGGAACCGUCGACCUCAUUGCCCUAGGAGUUGGCAGCACUCUGGGUGCCGGCGUCUACGUCCUGGCCGGCGAGGUGGCAAAGGGCGACUCAGGCCCCAGCAUAGUCAUCUCCUUCUUAAUUGCAGCCCUAGCCUCGGUCAUGGCCGGCCUGUGUUACGCUGAGUUUGGCGCACGCGUCCCCAAGACCGGCUCUGCUUACCUUUAUAGCUAUGUGACUGUAGGAGAGAUCUGGGCCUUCAUCACGGGUUGGAACCUGAUUCUCUCCUAUGUGAUUGGUACCUCCUCAGUUGCCAGGGCUUGGAGUGGCACAUUUGAUGAAAUCAUAGGGGGACACAUAGAGGUAUUCUGUAAGAACUACUUCAGAAUGAACUCUCCUGGUUUGGCUCAGUACCCUGACUUCUUUGCCGUCUGCCUGAUACUGCUGCUUUCUGGACUCCUGUCGUUUGGUGUGAAGGAGUCAGCCUGGGUCAAUAAAGUCUUCACGGCAAUCAACGUGCUCGUACUCUUGUUCGUCAUCAUCUCCGGCUUCGUCAAAGGAGACACACACAACUGGAAGAUAACUGAAGAAUCCCUUAUAAAUGUCACCAUAGUUACAAGGAACUUGACGGUGACGGCCAACGUGAGCAGUGAUUAUGGAGUCGGAGGAUUUAUGCCCUACGGCUUCAGUGGGACCUUAGCUGGGGCUGCCACCUGCUUUUACGCUUUUGUUGGAUUUGACUGCAUUGCAACUACAGGCGAGGAGGUGAAGAACCCUCAGAGAGCCAUUCCCAUCGGCAUCGUGGUGUCACUGACCGUGUGUUUCCUGGCGUACUUUGGCGUGUCAGCCGCACUCACACUGAUGAUGCCCUACUACCUGCUGGACGAGAAGAGUCCUCUGCCCAUGGCUUUUGAAUAUGUGGGCUGGGGCCCUGCAAAAUAUGUGGUCGCUGCAGGUUCACUGUGUGCCCUCUCCACCAGUCUGCUGGGCUCCAUUUUCCCCAUGCCUCGUGUAAUCUAUGCUAUGGCACAGGAUGGGGUGCUUUUCAAAGUCUUAGCCCGAAUCAAUCCUAAGACGAAGACCCCACUUAUUGCCACUAUGACAUCCGGUGUAGUAGCAGCCAUCAUGGCCUUCCUGUUCGACCUAAAAGCUCUGGUUGACAUGAUGUCCAUUGGAACUCUGCUGGCCUACUCGCUGGUUGCUGUGUGUGUUCUGAUUCUCAGGUACCAGCCAGAUGGAGUCCUAGAGCGGCGGGCAGGCACCGGUGAGAGGGACUACCUGUCCUCUGUGGAGGGUGAGUCUGAACUGACAGAGUCUGAGUCCCACCUAAACAUGCUGAAAGGUGGCAGCUCCACCCUGCAGACUGUCCUGCACCCUCCUGCCUCACCCUCUGAGCAUUCCUCCAGUGUGGUCAACAUGUCCGUCUGUGUGCUAGUGCUGGUAGUGUGCGUGGUCAGCUAUCUCACCACGUACCACAUCUACUCCAUCCUUGGUAUGGAGGUGUGGAUCCUGGCGUGCCUGUCCGUGUGUCUCCUCAUCUUCAGCGGCUGCGUCUUCAUGGUCUGCCGACAGCCUCAGACCAGCACCAAGGUCUCCUUCAUGGUUCCCCUUCUGCCUUUUCUGCCCAUUCUGAGCAUAUUUGUCAAUAUUUACCUCAUGGUUCAGCUGAGUGGAGAUACCUGGAUACGUUUCUCCGUGUGGAUGGCUGUGGGCUUCCUGAUCUACUUUGGCUACGGCAUGUGGCACAGUGUGGAGCGCCAGCACAAACUCCAGGGUCCUUUAAACAGCAGCAGCACCCAGAAACACAACAAGACAGGCGGGGAGAAGCCGGUUGGUGUGGGUGCAGUGGGAAAAGACCUGGAUAGUUUGAUUUGCCCAGAAAAGACCAGCCGGUGUUAGAGUGAAAGAUUCUGUGAGGUGACAGAUGCAUAAAAGCACCCAGCAGCUCUGCCUUGAUGCACAUGUUCACACAGCUUCACCAUGUGUGCGUCAGUCACAAACACAUUCUGUCUGCGAUGGCAACAUCAGUACUCUGAAUCAGCGGCCACACAAUGGGGAGCCGCUCCGUCACUGUGAUGGAUCCACAUCCUGUUAGGUCCCAUUGCGCUUUAUGGACAGCAUGGAUGCAGAAUUGAAAGGACAGGUAACACACUGGAGGGUGAUGAUCAUUUUUCUUUAACACUGAAGCAGCCGAUACAAGACUGCAGCAACGCUUUUCUCUUUCAUUAUGGACUUUUUAGUGCAUGACACACAUUUUGUCUUUUCUGUUAAUGUCGCAUUUUAAGCAGGUUUGUACGAGUGUUUAAAAAAAAAAAGAAAAGUAAAGUCUUGGAAAUCUGUGUUAUCCAUUUAACAGUAUUAUUAGAUUUCAUUGCACCAAUUAUGAACUACUAUUAAGAGUAAUUUUCUUUGACAUAAGUGUAGGAUGCUGAAAAAGAACCAACAUUAGUUAAAGAUAUGCUGCCAAUCAUAAAGUUGAAAUAUAUUUUAGAGCUAUUUUUGUGCAGAAUUGUUUUUAUUUGCAUACAUGUGAAAUUGUGAUUAUAUGUAUAAAAACACCAUCAAGACGCCGCCCCAUUUAGACACAAUGUACAACAUGUCAAAUAGUUUUGUCGGCACUUAACAUGUUACCACUCGGCUAAUAGAAGUAGGCCAUAAGUGCUGGUGGAGAAUGUCAGGCUUCUGUAGGUGUUAUGUAACAGAUCAUAUCAAUAUUUGCUGUACUUAUUGAGGUAGGUGUAGCUGUUGUGGUGGCUUCAUCCAGGACAGGUUUUUUUUUUUUUUUUUUUUUUUUUUGCUUGGGUGUGUUUUAUCUAUGAACUGUUACAAUCUGAAUAUGAAGAUUGUUAUUUGAUACGGAACUUUACUCCAAAUGUAUUUUUAGUAGUAGUAUUUUUCUAUCAGAUAACGUCUUGCUGUAUUUUCCAGUUUGUCUGAUACGUUGUGCUAUUUUGAUACAGUUGCAGACAUGCUGUUAUAAUAACCUUCAUGAAAUAAUUCUCUCUUAAGCUGAGUACUUUGCCACCUAACAAGAAGCACAACAAUUAAUGACAAGUUAAAGUAUUACUGUAUAUAAACAAAGGUAUGUAUUGCCAUAUCAUUUAGAUGAAUUGGGGCAUUUAUUUUAGGUUUCUUCUCUUGUGUUCAGUGUCUUACUUCGAAGCCUGGAGUCUGUGAUGCUUUAUAACCGGCUUGUACUGAACUGCAUAAAGAUUCAGCGCUUAUAUUCUUUCCUCUGAGCUUUUCAGGGGCCACCCUUGUAAGGCUCAGUGAGCUCUAGUUAAAAGUAGAAAUAUGUUUGCUGUACUGCCAGUGUUUUACAUCAAUCCUACACUCACUGAACCUAGGGGUUAAUAACAUAUGUGUACCGAGUCAAACGUUCUCUGGGAUAUGUUUUCAUGCUAAGCAAAUGUGUCUCUAGCUUUAAACAAGCUACCGCAAACAGGUGGUUAGCUGCUUUAUAAUCUAUCUUUUUAAUAAACUUUCUGUAGACUUACAAAGUUCUCAAUGUUUCGGUUUACAUGUAGGGACCCUCAUUAUGCUACCGUUGAAGUGUGGUGCUAUUUUGAGCCUUGUGGUAUAAAAUAGCGAUUUACCAUUUGCCCCGAAAGCUAGAGUUAGCAGCUAACCACCGGUUUGCGUUAGCUUGUUUCAAGCUAGAGACACAGUCGAUUAGCAUGAAAACAUGUCCCAGAGAAUGUUUGACUCGCUACACAUAUGUUAUUAACCCCUAGGUUAAUAUUGCACCGGAAUAGUCCUUUAAGCGGUCACAUACUGAGGCUGUAGGAUGUUGGGGAUUGAUGGAUUGAUAUGUGCAGUGUGGUGGUUUAAAUGAAUGUGGAACAAAUACAGAAGCUAGUCUUGGCAGGAGUAAGGUAAGGUGAGGUAGCUAUUCUACUACACUGAACCUCUACAUUAACAGUGUAGAGUCUUCCAGUGAGGUUACAGGCUAUAAAGUACAUAGAAGUAACCAUGAUGUCAGCAUCAUUUGUUACCAACUGCAGACUAGUACAAUAAAUGUAUUUUCCAGUAA
This is a messenger RNA of Perca flavescens (yellow perch), 4605 nucleotides long. RefSeq names its product solute carrier family 7 member 2 (gene slc7a2). Gene Ontology annotation, molecular function: L-arginine transmembrane transporter activity; L-lysine transmembrane transporter activity; L-ornithine transmembrane transporter activity. The transcript has 13 exons. The record is from RefSeq and is a predicted model, not a curated record. Gene Ontology annotation, cellular component: plasma membrane. Bases 501 to 2471 code for a protein of 656 amino acids. NCBI's taxonomy places the organism in Eukaryota, Metazoa, Chordata, Actinopteri, Perciformes, Percidae. Gene Ontology annotation, biological process: L-arginine import across plasma membrane; L-ornithine transmembrane transport.